AGCCGAGUUAACAGAGCUAGCUAUCAAGCAAGGAUCCCAAAAUAAUGGCACCAAUCGCGGUGCAACUGCAAAUACAAGAUCGACAUGUGGUGAUGGACAAUGGAAUCCUCCAAGUCACCCUAUCAAAUCCUGAGGGAAUUGUUACUGGAAUACGAUACAAUGGCAUUGACAAUUUACUUGAAGUUCAUAACGAAGAAGAUAACAGAGGGUACUGGGAUGUUGUUUGGAACGGAGCAAAUGUUUCCGGAAAAUUUGAUGUGAUAAAGGGGACAAGUUUUAGGGUUGUAAAGCAAGAUGAGGACCAAGUGGAGCUCUCCUUCACAAGAACAUGGGAUCCGUCGCUCCAGGAUAAAAUCAUCCCUCUGAACAUAGAUAAAAGGUUUAUAAUGUUGCGCGGUUGCUCUGGCUUCUACUCUUAUGCCAUUUAUGAACACUUGAAAGAAUGGCCUGAGUUCAGCUUAGGCGAAACCAGGAUUGCUUUCAAGCUUAGAAAAGACAAGUUCCAUUAUAUGGCGAUGGCAGACAAUAGGCAAAGGUUCAUGCCUCACCCAGACGACCGUUUACGAGGACGAUGCCAACCCCUAGCCUACCCCGAAGCAGUUCUCUUAACAAAUCCAAUAGAACCACAACUCAAAGGAGAGGUGGAUGACAAGUACCAGUAUUCAUGUGAGGACAAGGAUAACAAGGUCCAUGGAUGGAUAUGCUUUGAUCCUCCAGUGGGCUUCUGGCAGAUCACACCAAGUGAUGAGUUCAGAACAGGUGGGCCGCUAAAGCAGAAUCUCACAUCUCAUGUGGGUCCUACUACCCUUGCUGUGUUUCUUAGUUCUCAUUACACUGGACAGGAUCUGGUGCCAAAAUUCCAACAGGGAGAGGCGUGGAAGAAGGUUUUUGGGCCUGUUUUUAUUUAUCUCAAUUCAGUCUUCAAUGGAGAGGAUCCACUGUCUCUCUGGGAUGAUGCAAAAACACAGAUGCUGAUGGAAGUCCAAAGCUGGCCAUACAGUUUCCCAACUUCAGAGGAUUUCCCUUCUUCAGGACAACGAGGAACUGUUAGAGGUAGACUAUUUGUCCGUGACAGGUAUGCGGGUGAAGAUGACAUAGUUGCAGAGUCUGCUUAUGUAGGUUUGGCUUUGCCUGGAGAGGUCGGAUCAUGGCAGAGAGAAUGCAAGGGCUACCAAUUCUGGACUAGAGCUGGUGCAGAUGGGUAUUUCAGCAUCAGAGAUGUACGUGAGGGAGAUUAUAAUCUGUAUGCAUGGGUUCCUGGUUUCAUAGGAGACUACAAAUAUGAUGUUGUUCUCACCAUCACUUCAGGGUCUGAUAUCGAUCUGGGUGACCUCGUAUACAAACCUCCAAGAGAUGGCCCAACCUUGUGGGAGAUAGGCAUUCCUGAUCGAUCUGCUGCAGAGUUCUACGUUCCAGAACCUAAUCCGAACUAUGUGAACAAACUUUACGUCAAUCAUCCAGACAAGUUUAGGCAGUAUGGAUUGUGGGAGCGGUAUGUGGAAUUGUAUCCAGAAGGAGAUCUGAUCUUCAGGGUUGGCGUUAAUGAUUAUAGGAAAGAUUGGUUCUUUGCUCAAGUUACUAGGAAGAAAGAAGAUGGAUACCAGGCAACUACUUGGCAAAUUAUUUUCAAACUUGAUAGUGUGAGCCAAGGUGGAACCUAUAAAAUGCGAGUGGCACUUGCAUCAGCCACGUUUUCUGAGUUACAGGUUCGAUUCAAUGAUCCAAAAGCAAAUCCCCCUCACUUUACAACGGGGCUUAUAGGGAAGGACAACUCGAUUGCACGACAUGGCAUACAUGGACUUUAUAGGCUGUACAAUGUGGAUGUACCAAGCACCCGACUUGUGGAAGGAGACAACACCAUUUUCCUGACCCAGUCAAGAAGCUCCAGUCCUUUCCAGGGGCUAAUGUAUGACUAUAUCCGAUUGGAGGGGCCUUCUACCUCCGAUCCUCACAAGUAAAACCAAGGUUGUCUUCAGCAGAACAGUUCUUAUGGUUAUAUGUUAUUUAGAAAUUUGCAGUAAGCCUUACAGUUAAAAUCGGCAUGUUAUUUGUUAUAAUACUGUUCUUAGUAACAUAUGCUGCUGUGAUAGUGCAGUUUAUAUAUAUAAU
Molecule: messenger RNA, 2109 nt
Organism: Nelumbo nucifera (sacred lotus)
Lineage: Eukaryota; Viridiplantae; Streptophyta; Magnoliopsida; Proteales; Nelumbonaceae
Biological process (GO): carbohydrate metabolic process
Molecular function (GO): carbohydrate binding; catalytic activity
Source: RefSeq, a predicted model, not a curated record